AUGCCGUCGGAGGCCCAAGCAAGCUGGUCAGGCUCUUUGAAAUCCAAGAAGAAGAGCGAACUGCAGCAAAUCUGCCGUCAGCUCGACAUCGAAUACAAAUCCGAAGCACUCAAGGCAGACCUCGAGCAACAGAUUCGCCAUCGCUUCCAGGAGGUCCCCAGCCUUCAAGAGGACGAGCGAUUUGUGAGGCUGGAUCAUACCGCCAGUCCAAGCGCAAGCUCAAACACCAGUCGUCGAGGUACCAGGGCCAGGAGUGUCUCGAGACCUCCCAGAGCAAAUGAGGAGGACCAACAGAGCUCGGCUGAAGAUAAUCGUACUCGUCCAGUUAGGUCUCCAUCGAGACGAACAACACUCGACAAAAACUCGACCGUCCCCGAACCUUCCGGAACGCAGAAAAUUCUGGUCACUGUUGUCAACACGGAGAAAGACCUCAGCCGGUCAGCAGACGUUUAUCACACUCCGUCCAAAACCAAAACCGUAGCAACUCAGCCCACUAUUCAAGCACAACAGCUAGCCAAGCAAUCCGGCCAGCAAGCCCUUGAAUCCUUCAAUGCGUUUGCUCGCUACACAGUUCGACAGACUAUCGACUUAAUCCAGACCAUCCAGAAGACUUUCUCAUGUCCCUGGAAGUUGUGCGUGAUCGCUAUAUUGGCUGAGCUGACCUUCGUAAUUUACUCAACCGUCCCUCGUCGCCCAGCGAACUAUGUGCCCCCGACUUUGAAACCGGCGGAGUAUCGCAUCCCAGAACCGAUGAUCAGGUUAUUUCACCGGAUAUUCUCCAAGUCGUUCUUGAGACCAUUCCUAGGAUAUCUCGGCUUGACAGUCAUCGCCCCGUUUGCUCUCGGGGGCUUGAUGAAUGUUCCCAGCUCGAGCCAGGAGAAGGACAAGCAGAGGUUCAAAGCGACCCGAGACUUGAAGCCGAGCGUGUUUGUGUACUGCGCCACCAGAUUGGCCGUCCUCUCGCUGGUCCAUCUGGUUUUCUAUCCCAACUACCAUUUUGGUUGGGCUAGUCAAACCCUCGACCCACUCAUUCCUCUCAACCCCUCUCCCCUAACACCUUUCUCCAAGCACCUGGCUUCAAACGUCCAACUCCAUGGUUUCGAAUACUUGCAAUACGUUACCACUGGCUUUGGAAUGCUCAUCGCGCUCCACCGAUUGAUUCGCUCGCCCGUUUAA
Messenger RNA from Puccinia triticina, 1176 nucleotides. RefSeq lists its product as uncharacterized. The coding region runs from base 1 to 1176 and encodes 391 amino acids. The transcript has 5 exons. Gene Ontology annotation, cellular component: membrane. The record is from RefSeq and is a predicted model, not a curated record. NCBI's taxonomy places the organism in Eukaryota, Fungi, Basidiomycota, Pucciniomycetes, Pucciniales, Pucciniaceae.